AUGGGCUCCAUCUAUAGAUCGGAGCACAUGAAAUUGUGCCAAAUUUUCUUCCAAUCUGAAUCCGCCUAUCAAUGUGUCGCCGAAUUGGGAGAAUUGGGUCUCGCCCAGUUCAUCGAUCUGAAUGAAGAAAUGAAUUCGUAUCAGAGGAAAUUUGUCAACGAAAUGAAGCGAUGCGAGGAAAUGGAGAGAAAAUUGAGAUUCCUUGAGGAAGAGAUCGAAGCUGAUGGUGUCCCGAUUCCCGAUUAUAACGAGCAUAUUCCGGCUCCACAACCGAAGCACAUGGUUGAAAUGGAAGCGAAUUUCGAGCGUCUUGAAGAGGAAUUCCUUCAAAUCAACAAAAACGCGAAGGCGUUGAAGAAAAACCACAUUGAGCUUCUCGAGAUGAAAGCCGUUCUUCAGCAUGUCACAUCUCUUUUGGACUCGAAUACUCGCCGCGAAGCUGCCAUGUCGAUUUCCGAAGCUGCUCGAGGUGAAGCCGGACCAUUUACCGUCGGCCUCAAAAACGAUUUCGAGAAAGAGCGACGCGAUGAGAAUGAGCUCAAAUUCGUCACCGGAGUUAUCAAGAACAACAAGAUCAUCGCUUUUGAGCGAUUUUUGUGGCGAAUGUGUCGAGCAAAGGUCUUCUCGAAAUUUGUCGCGAUCACCGAACAAACCGACGCCUUCUCGAACACCAUCGAAGACAAAUCGGUGUUCAUCUUGUUCUUCUCCGGAGAGCAAUUGCGCGCUCGCGUCAAGAGAAUCUGCGACGGAUUUCACGCGAAGCCCUACAACUGUCCCGAAGAUCCGCACGAGAGGUCGAAGCUUCUCGCGCAGAUUCGUGCUCAGACCACCGAUAUGCACAGCGUCAUUCAGAAGACAAUUGAUUAUCGCUCGAAGAUUGUGAGCACCUCGUCGCAGAACCUUCGCAAAUGGGGAAUCAUGGUGUUGAAGUUGAAGAGCAUCUUCCACACUUUGAAUAUGUUCUCGGUCGACGUCACCCAAAAAUGUUUGAUCGCCGAAUGCUGGAUUCCUGAAGCCGACAUCGGCAUUGUCAAGCAGUGCCUUCAUCAGGGGACCGUCCAUAGCGGGUCAACGGUUGACGCAAUUCUGAACGAGAUGGAAACCGACAAAUAUCCGCCAACCUAUUUCAAGCUGAACAAAUUCACGCAAGGAUUCCAGAACAUUGUCGACGCCUACGGUAUUGCAAACUACCGCGAGGUCAAUCCAGCCCCAUGGACGAUCAUCUCUUUCCCAUUCUUGUUCGCUGUCAUGUUCGGAGAUGCUGGACACGGAAUCAUCAUGCUUCUCGCUGCCGCUGGACUCGUUCUAUUUGAGAACAAGCUCAUUUCGAUGAAAAUCAAAGAUGAGAUUUUCAACACAUUUUUCGGCGGUCGUUAUGUCAUUUUGCUGAUGGGAGCGUUCGCGAUCUACACUGGAUUUAUCUACAACGACUUCUACUCGAAAUCCGUCAACAUAUUCGGAUCAAGUUGGGUUAACCCAUACUCACAGAAUCUGCUCAAUGGAAUGGAUGAGCAAGGAGCCAAGUCGGGUGUCGAACUCGAUCUUACAUUCCCGCCAGAAAUCGCAUUCCUUCACGAUUACGGACCGUAUCCAUUCGGUUUGGACCCCGUCUGGAAUUUGGCCAAGAAUCGCCUCAACUUCUUGAAUCCCAUGAAAAUGAAGACAUCGAUCAUCCUCGGAAUCUCUCAAAUGGCGUUCGGAAUUCUUCUUUCUCUCAUGAAUCAUCUUGGCAAUCGUUCCGUCGUCGACAUCGUCUUCGUCUUCAUCCCUCAAUGCUUGUUCCUCGGCUGCAUUUUCGUCUACCUCUGCGUUCAGGUCGUCAUCAAAUGGCUCUUCUUCUGGGUCAAACCCGCGUUCAUCUUCGGCCAACUCUAUCCCGGCUCCAAUUGCGCUCCGUCACUUCUCAUCGGUCUCAUCAACAUGUUCAUGGUCAAAUCGAGAGAUCAAGGAUUCGUGACUGAUCUCUACAACGGAACCGGAUCAGUGAUAGUGAACGGCAAGAAUGUGACGUACAAUGUCAUCGAUCAAUGCUAUCUUCAACAAUGGUACCCAAGCCAGAGUCUCGUUGAGAUUAUUCUGUUGCUCAUCGCGGUCAUCUCAGUUCCAAUCAUGCUUCUCGUCAAGCCAUUCUACUAUCGUUGGCGUCAUUCACGCGGACUUCACGUCGAUCUUGGACACGGAAGCGAAGAGCACGGCGAAUUUGUUUUCGGCGACGUCAUGGUGCAUCAAGCGAUUCACACAAUUGAAUUCGUGCUCGGAUGUGUCUCGCACACUGCUUCGUACCUUCGUCUUUGGGCUCUUUCGCUUGCUCACGCCCAACUUUCCGACGUAUUAUGGACAAUGGUCCUCGACAUUGCCCUCAAAAUAGGCGGCUGGGGAGGUUCAGCUGGAGUCACCCUCAUCUUCUACCUUAUCUUCUCAAUCCUUUCGGUGUGCAUCCUUAUUCUCAUGGAGGGUCUUUCCGCCUUCCUUCACGCUAUUCGUCUUCACUGGGUCGAAUUCCAAUCGAAAUUCUAUGGUGGAACCGGAAUCCAAUUCGAGCCAUUCAGUUUCGUCAAAAUCAUUCGCGUCUACGAAGGACUUGACCAAUAA
This is a messenger RNA of Caenorhabditis bovis, 2592 nucleotides long. NCBI's taxonomy places the organism in Eukaryota, Metazoa, Nematoda, Chromadorea, Rhabditida, Rhabditidae. The record is from the annotation of a GenBank genome assembly.